AACGGACACGAUCUAAUCAUGAAUCUCAAUCCGACUCAGAAACAAAACCCUAGCUUUAUAUAUUCUUCAUAGCCUCGUUUCGGAGACAAAACCCUAGCCUCAGCGUCAUUACAUAUUCCAAAGAGAGGCAAUUUCACAGGGCCGAUCAAAACACAUCCAAAAAUGAAGGUUGUUGCUGCAUAUUUGCUCGCCGUCUUGGGAGGCAACACCAGCCCCUCCGCCGAGGACUUGAAGGAAAUCCUCGCAUCUGUUGGAGCUGAUGCUGAUGAGGAUAGGAUUGAGUUGUUGCUGUCUCAAGUUAAAGGAAAGGAUGUUACAGAGUUGAUUGCUGCUGGUAGGGAGAAAUUGGCUUCAGUGCCUUCUGGUGGUGGUGUUGCUGUUGCCGCUGCUGCUGCACCUGCUGCUGGAGGUGGUGCCGCAGCUCCUGCUGCUGAGGCCAAAAAGGAAGAGAAGGUUGAGGAGAAAGAAGAGUCCGAUGAGGAUAUGGGUUUCAGCCUCUUUGACUAAGAUUUGGUUACUGCCUUCAUUUGGGUUUCAUGCUAUUGUUUUAGUUAAAAAUUACAAGUUUUUUGGUCUGUAGUUGGAUAUGUUAUUAGAAGUUUGCAUUCUGGAAUUUUGAGUUAGAUAACAGAGAUCAGAUAUUUCACAUAUAUUUGUUAAUUAUGGGAUUCCAUUACUGAAUUGCUUGCCCUUUUGCACGAA
Molecule: messenger RNA, 702 nt
Organism: Manihot esculenta (cassava)
Lineage: Eukaryota; Viridiplantae; Streptophyta; Magnoliopsida; Malpighiales; Euphorbiaceae
Product: 60S acidic ribosomal protein P2A
Exons: 4
Coding region: 163-507 (114 amino acids)
Biological process (GO): cytoplasmic translational elongation
Cellular component (GO): cytosolic large ribosomal subunit; ribosome
Molecular function (GO): structural constituent of ribosome
Source: RefSeq, a predicted model, not a curated record